Blepharisma stoltei is the source of this 261-nucleotide messenger RNA. The record is from the annotation of a GenBank genome assembly. NCBI's taxonomy places the organism in Eukaryota, Ciliophora, Heterotrichea, Heterotrichida, Blepharismidae.
AUGAGAAUUUUUAGUUUAAUUAGCUCGAAAAUGAUGAUAAUUUUAUUUAUUGACUUCUCGAUUCGUUGAGAAAUCGUUUAUUUGUAUAGACUAACUACUGUUUUGAUAACUUUUAAAUCAAUUUUGCAUAACUUUUUUGCUAUAUGCGUAAAGAUUCAAUAUUCAUUUAUUAUACUAUACAAAUUAAAAUUAAUUCAAAAGAAAUCCUUGCUUAUGAUAUCCUCUCUUUAUGAAAUUGAAAAAUGGCAUUUUUUGCUAUAA